Messenger RNA from Anopheles aquasalis, 2452 nucleotides. It is a transcript of the gene nesd, whose product is annotated as SHC binding and spindle associated nessun dorma. The record is from RefSeq and is a predicted model, not a curated record. Gene Ontology annotation, biological process: male meiosis cytokinesis; spermatogenesis. Lineage: Eukaryota; Metazoa; Arthropoda; Insecta; Diptera; Culicidae.
UUCCUGGAAACUACGCCUCGUCCUCGUCUCUCGGUACACAGGAAAAAAGCGCCAUGGAAGUGUACGAAUUCAAUAAAACCUUGCUCACUCGUCUUAUGGAGACAAGAAACGUGCUGAACGGCAGCGGUGGCAAUGUCCGUGCGUCGGAGAUACGUUCUGAGUGGAUUUCCUAUAUCGAGGUGGUCGUUGAACCGACGGGUUGGCAAGCGCUGUGGAAGGCUUCCCGGGCGGUGUGCGAGAAGCUGUCGGUCAAGUAUCCGCUGCUGGUGCUCGGAACCGUUGAUCAGGUGCUGUUUGAUGAGCUACAGGCCAGCUUCAUUGUCGAGGCGAUACAGGAUGACGACGUGCAGCUGCUGGAGAAGGAGUUGGUGGUGGAUUUGGAAGAACUGUGGCCACUGCGGGAGCAAAACAAUCCGGCCCUCAACGUGACCAUCACGGCGGACUGUAUCGACAAGCUGCGCUUCUUCUACCAGAAUCUGUGGAUGCCGUGGGACGGUGAGGAGCAGGAUGAUCACGGCUGGGUCGAAAAUCAUCUGGAAUCACGCAUCCGCCUCUGCCACGAUCUGAAGAAAAAAACCAUGUCCUGGCAGUUAUCGUCACACGUUAUGUCCCUGCUGGCCGAGGCACGUUACAUCCAGAGAAAGUUGAAGCUAUGGGAAGACGAGGAGGCCGAACGCGAAGAACUCGAAGCGGAGAACGAAGAGAAGGAGCUCAACGAUGCGUCGAUCCUGGAGAACGAACGAUCGUGUGAUCUGUUGAAGCUAAACAUGCGCCUUGCGGCCAUCAAGAAUGAGAUGGAAAUCCUGGAGAACCCGGCCAUGCGACCGGUGUUCGAGAAGGUGCGCUUUGGGAACGACAAAAAUAUCACGGAACAAUCGCGGCUGGCCUUCAUCGUGACGCAGAUCGAUACGGUGGAAAACCAGCUGGUGUAUCUGGAGCGAACGAAGCGUCUGAUCGAUGGUGAGACGCAGGUAAAAUUGUGCGAAUCCCUUCAACAUGCCCUCGAUCACUGCAGUCCGGAUAGUGCCAUCUACUUGCCUGCAGGUACGCGACAAAACAUCAAAUUCCUCGCCUACCUCAACAGCGGAGGCUCGUUCCGGGGUGUCGGUGAUGCGAAUUUCCUCGAGGAUCAUGAGCAGGCGGUGAAAAGCAAUCCCACCAUCGCUUCGAAGGAUGAUGAUAGUGUGCUGCUGACCAUUGACGGAGAUUUUACACUGGAAAACAUUCAUUUCGACUGCUCAAAUGUCCGCACCGGGGUGAUGGUGAAGGAGGGUAACGUGCUAUUCCGCAAUUGUUGCUUCACCGGAGAUCCUACCUCGAGCACCAAGCAAGGCGUGGUCGUCUUCGGAAACUGCAAGCUAACGUUUGAAAACUGUCUCAUCAAAGAGUUCUCGACCGGUAUCUACAGCAACAGCGAUUGCACGAUCCGCCUCGUCAACACGACCAUCCAGAAGUGCGUAAACGGCAUGGAGGUGCUGGAUCAGUGCAUGGUGCACUUCGAAACGGUCACGAUCCGGGAGUGCCAGCAGUACGGUGUGCUGUUGGAGGAUUUCAACGAAGACCUCGAAACCACCAAUGGACCAACGGCCAGGGGGGUAGCGGCGGCGUCGAAUUCGUCGCAGGUCUAUGAAGACUUCAACAUGAUCGAUCGGGAAGAGUUCAGCUUCGCGGGUCGCAACGAGUUUCAUAGCAACGCCAAGGGUAACUUUGUGAUUAGGAAGGUGUACAGCAGCCGAUUCAACAGUUCGUGCUUCAUCGAGGAAAUCGACGCGGAUGGAACGUUUGAGGAUGCUGGGGACGAUACGCUGCAGCAGGACCGGACUGCUUGUAACAACACGAACGUAAGUUUUGGCUACGAUGUACCGGAUGCAUCGCUUUUCUCCUCAACCAAGCAACAAUCGUUGUGCGACGAAAACGGAACGUACUUGAAGCAAAAUCUAUCUGACGAUCAUUCGACCAACGAUACCGGGCUACCGGGAUCGUUAACGCACUCUGAAGAGGACGCCCAAAACGACGGGGACGAAGAGUCGAACAGCUACAGUGAGCGGGAUACAGCAGUUUUCGAACAUAAACCGUUCCAUUUAUCACGGCGAUCACCCAGCAAUUCACCCGAACAGCGGCGAUCUUUUUCGUCGCAGGACGGCGAAGACUCGGUAUGCGUGAUCGAAAUCGAAGAUACCAUUAUCGAGAUUGAUUAGAAGAGGUACUUACCAUUGGUGCCGCGUUACGCUUGAAUUGAUGGAGGAUUGAACUGCUACGCAGCCGCGACGCCGGUUUCCCUUCGAAGAACGCAGCCAGAAUCUGUCAAACGCAAGUUUGCUGCAAAGGUCUGGUAAAAAACAAACAAACAAAAAUCUGCGAGACUCGUCGGGGCCACCAAUUUUGUUCUUGUAACUGUUCUUUUUAAAACAAGAAGUUAUUAAUAAAAACGUUAUCUUUAUUCUGAACUAUC